AGCUAUCCUUCCGUUUUCUUUCUUUCUGUAUCUGCGUUGUAAGGUGCCUGACAAGCUCAAAUGGGAGCUUUGCAAAUGGUGCUCGUCCAAUGCGUGGAGAAGCAACCUGUUCAUGUUACAUCCGCGAUGCGUGUACUUUCGCAGAUCCCCUUCACCAACUCUCCUCACACUCUGCGCGAUGCAAAUGAACAAUCGUUUUUUUUUUUCUCGUAUGUGUGUGCUCUUCAUAACGAUGACUUUUCCAUUCAUAUUCCCUUCAUGCCUUAUCCCACCGUCUGAAAUACGUCAAUUAGUUUUUCUCUCCUCGUGCACAUUAGCACGAUAGAAGAGCAGAGAUCGUGUUUGCUCUCCAUAACGAACGCGCGCAGGUCCCUUUGGGCAUCUCCUCACCCACUACGUAAUUGACCUUACUGCGACUCCCCCUCGCCCUUCGAUGCCCAAGCCCGCACCUCGCUAUUUCAUCGGGCUCCGUCCUGCCCCGAAGCGGCAAAAUGUCGGUGGUCAAUUCCUCGGCACCCAGAAGCACUACGCGCGCGAGCUAUGGUACAAGCGGCAGUACUUCUCCACCCGCCCUUUCGCAAUCCAGAAGCACAUGGGCAGCACGCCGCGCAUUCUGCUCGAUCGGACGCUGUGGCGGUGCUUGUGGAUCAACAAAGUCAACCUACCCGACAUUAACCGCUGGGAGAGGGUAGUCAACAACCAGCGUGUGACGGAGGACCGCUGGGCGCUCGUGGAGGAGGAGGGCGUCAUGUACCAGGUCAACUGGAAGAUGUACAGCGAGCGGCUAGAGACGGAACUGCAGAAGGCGCAAGACCAGUUGCCGCAAUACAGCUUCAUGAUGAAAGCCGUUCCGUCCUCGUGGAAGAAACUCGAUAUCGAACUCAGCGUCUUGCGUGGGCUGUCGGUGCGAGAGGCCAUGGCGCAGUGCAAGCUGUCCACCCGGAAAGGCCACAUGGCAGUUUUUCGAGCCUUGGAACUGGCGCAGCAAGGCGCCGAAGGAAAAGGCUUGGACAAGGAGCAUCUACGUAUUGCCCACAUCACCUGCAUGCCAGGUCCGACAGACAAGCAGGUGGAUAUUCGUAGUCGUGGCUAUUACUCCUGGAAGACGAAGAAGUCCUCACACAUGCUCAUCACGCUGGCGGAGGACCCGGAGAUGGUGCUGCCCGACCGCACCGCCAUCCCGUAUGCGUCCUUGAUGACGAUGAAGCGUGCGGGACUUCGCACGGAGCCAACAGUGCUGGAUGUUCCGGCGAUUACUGCGGAGGGGAUUUAG
Leptomonas pyrrhocoris is the source of this 1273-nucleotide messenger RNA. RefSeq lists its product as hypothetical. The record is from RefSeq and is a predicted model, not a curated record. The transcript has a single exon. Gene Ontology annotation, molecular function: structural constituent of ribosome. Bases 434 to 1273 code for a protein of 279 amino acids. Gene Ontology annotation, biological process: translation; ribosome assembly. Gene Ontology annotation, cellular component: large ribosomal subunit; ribosome. NCBI's taxonomy places the organism in Eukaryota, Euglenozoa, Kinetoplastea, Trypanosomatida, Trypanosomatidae.